This is a messenger RNA of Papaver somniferum (opium poppy), 1245 nucleotides long. Its product is annotated as protein ORANGE-LIKE, chloroplastic-like. Gene Ontology annotation, cellular component: chloroplast membrane. NCBI's taxonomy places the organism in Eukaryota, Viridiplantae, Streptophyta, Magnoliopsida, Ranunculales, Papaveraceae. The record is from RefSeq and is a predicted model, not a curated record. Bases 58 to 1008 code for a protein of 316 amino acids. The transcript has 8 exons.
UUCAGACUCUUAUCUAAAAUGAGUCGGUUGGAUUGUUGAGAGCUGAGAAAGAAAGAAAUGAAUUCCUCCAUUGCUGUAUUCUCUCAAGCUCCAUCAUCUUUAUGUUCUUCUUCAAAGCUUGAUUCCUCUAAAACCCUAAUUUUUCUAUGCGACAGAAGAAACCGUAAUUGUUUUGGAUUUCACAAGAGGAAUUAUGGGUCUAGGAUCAUCUGUUCUGCAGGGGAUAAUACUUCUAGUUCCAUUCCAGCAGGAGAAAACAGCUCCAGCUUCUGUAUCAUAGAAGGACCAGAGACUGUUCAAGAUUUUGUUCAGAUGCAAUCAAAAGAGAUUCAAGAUAACAUUAGGAGUCGUCGUAAUAAAAUCUUUUUACUCAUGGAAGAGGUGAGGAGGUUAAGGGUACAACAGCGUAUAAAAAAUGCCAAAGCUCUUGAUGAGAGUAGUGAUGAGGAGGCAAAUGAAAUGCCUGAUAUCCCUUCAACUAUUCCUUUUCUCCCUUUUGUGACACCAAAGACUUUGAAGCAGCUUUACUUAACAAGCUUUUCAUUUAUAUCUGGGAUUAUUCUCUUCGGUGGUCUUAUAGCACCCACUCUUGAGCUGAAAUUAGGGAUUGGUGGCACGUCGUAUGAAGAUUUCAUUCGCAGUCUUCAUUUGCCAUUGCAAUUAAGUCAGGUCGAUCCCAUUGUUGCAUCCUUUUCAGGAGGAGCAGUGGGAGUCAUUUCAGCUUUAAUGUUGAUUGAAGUCAACAACGUUGAGCAACAAGAGAAGAAAAGGUGCAAGUACUGCGUCGGAACUGGAUACUUGGCAUGUGCAAGAUGUUCUGCCAGUGGAGUAUGUUUGAGCAUUGAACCAAUCUCAAUAAACGGUGCUUCUAAUCGUCCAUUGCGUGCACCAACAACCCAAAGAUGUCCAAACUGCUCUGGAGCAGGAAAGGUGAUGUGCCCAACAUGCUUAUGUACUGGAAUGCUUAUGGCUAGUGAACAUGACCCUCGAAUAGAACCCUUCGAAUGAAACUAACCCGAGCCUACUUUUCAACAUCAAUAAAUUACUGUUUAUAUCUGUUUGUAUUUGCAUUUGCAUUUUGUAAUAUGAUGUAGGUAUGGCAAGAACGGAUUCAGCUUCAGGUUUUCAAUGCCCUGAACUAAAUUCUUAUGAUAUAGAUUGUAGGGUUGAAAUUAAAUUGGUGAAUGUUGUAUUUAUUUAUUUAUUGAUGAAAUCAAUACAAUUCUAUUUGCCACUGUUAUUGUA